This is a messenger RNA of Cuscuta campestris, 10859 nucleotides long. NCBI's taxonomy places the organism in Eukaryota, Viridiplantae, Streptophyta, Magnoliopsida, Solanales, Convolvulaceae. The record is from the annotation of a GenBank genome assembly.
AGGACAACAUUUUCGGCCAACCACGCCCAAGGAAGGGCCCAGGAGGCCAGGAUCUAUUCCCACUCCACACACGAGAGGGGAGACAUAGUGCAUGACACCCAAGCAGACGUGCCCUCAACCCAAUGGCUUGAGGCGCAACUUGCGUUCAAAGUUUCGAUGGUUCACGGGAUUCUGCAAUUCACACCAAAUGGCGAAGGGCAAGAAGAAGGAUCGUAGACCUCCACCUCCCACUCCUCCAAACAAGAAAGAGUUGCGUAACUUUCUUCGUUAUAUGGAGGGUGUGUCUGGGGCUGGAGGGGAGUCUGUGGAGUGUUCUGAUGCUGUGGAUAACUAUCCGGUCAUGACUGAGGAGGAUUUCCAUCCUUGCUCUAAACCUUGUGAGGUCAUGGUUGAAGACGAUGAUGGUUCUGAUUUCCAAAGCCCUUCUCUUGAUGAGGAGAGGAUUGAGCAGGAUUUGCUGAAGGAUAAGAGUGAUGGCAACAAGGGAGAUGCUCCAGUAGCUAAUCCAGCCAAUGCUGAAGCUCCUGAAACUGCUGAAUCUAUUGGGAAGGAGAACUGUGAAAAGGAAGACAAUGGGAAAAACAGUGGAAAUGAGAUUGGGAAGACUGAUGGCAAUACUCCUGGAAUGAAGCUUCAUCAGGUGGACAUGGCUGAAGAUGAGGAGGUCUUUAUUCAGCUAGAAGAUGUUACACCAAUGGAGGAGCUUUGGGGACCAUGCUUGGUUGGGUGUUUCACUGGCAGAUUCCCUGGCCUUGCCCCCAUUCAAUCCUUGGUGGAAUCUUGGAAAGUGCCCUGCCAAUUCUUGCCCCAUCAUAAGGGCUGGGUGAUCUUCAAAUUCCUCUCCAAUGAGGACAGGGACUCAGUGCUACAUAUGGAUGACCAUAGAAUAAGCAACAAAAAGUUGCUCCUCAACAUACCCCAGGAUGGGUUUAUGUGGAAUGCAAAAUCAUUUUCCACCAUGCCAGUUUGGGUCAAGCUUAUGGAUGUGCCAAUGCAAUUCUGGGGCCAUAAUUCUUUGUCCAAAAUAGCCUCAAAACUGGGAAGACCACUCUUUACUGAUGGCCUAACCAACAAAGUGGCAUCCAAAUUCACCUUGGAGGAGGACCCUGAUGACAAUUUGGCUUACAAGAAACCAAACUUUUGUAGGGUGCUCAUUCACAUGGACUUAUCCAAACCCCUUCCCUCCUCUGUGAAGGUCAACUUUGUGGGAGGCAGCUAUAUACAACAUGUAGAAUAUGAAGACCUGCCUCUUUACUGCUAUCAUUGUGAGAAGUUUGGACACACACCCUUUGACUGCCUUGAUCUCCAUGAGAUUCAGAGAAAGGAAACUGCUGAAGAACAAAUAGCUUUGGACAAGGCUAGAGUUGAGGUUUUGAAAACUUCCCUCUUGGUUGACAACGACAAGGAGAAGGAGAAGGCCAAACAGAAUCAAAAAGGCAAACAGGUUUUAGAAGGAACUAAAGGUGGUGAGAAACCUGCUGACCCCAAUGAACCCUCACCCUCCUUCUCCAAAAAGGAUGAUCAUGAUGGCUUCACACUUGUGGAAAAAGGAAGGGGAUCCCUUACUACACAUCCUCUUAAGGAAGCAAACUUCAACAAUGGCAACAAACAACCACAGCUCAGAAGGGAAACUAGAAGCAGUGGACGUGGACACAACCAUGGUAACAGGGGGGUACAUAAAGAGACCCCCUGGGCCAUCAUGGGGGAUUUUAACUCAGUUCUGAACUCCAGUGAGAGAUUAAACUGCCACACCUAUGCUUAUGAUAUGACUGAUCUGCUGCACUUUAGGCUCAAUAAUGAUUUGAUUGAUGCCAAGGCCACUGGUACUCACUUCACUUGGAACAGAGGGAACAAAUGGGCCAAAUUGGAUAGGGUGAUGGUGAACUGUGAAUGGGAUGCUCUACAUUGGGAUUGUUGGGCUGAAUUUAAGCCCAUGGAGUUCCAAUCUGACCACUGUCCUGUUCUGCUCCACCUCAUCCAAUCAUCCACCAAAGGCCCUAAACCCUUCAAAUUCUUCAACAUGUGGCUUAAACAUGACUCUUUUGAUAAUACUUUGAAGCAUGUAUGGGAUAUGAGGUUUAAUGGUACUAGACAGUUUAGACUAUGCAGAAAAUUGAAGAUGCUGAAGCAUCCUCUCAAACAGUUGAACAACAAGGAUUUUGCACAUAUCUCUUCCAGGGCUGAGGAGGCUAGAAAGUCCUACAAUGACCUCAUGGAUAAGGUGUACAAGGACCCUGAUAACUUGGAGCUACUCCAGCUUGUUGCCAAUACCAGGAAGAAAGCCUCUUUCUACUCUGAUGCAGAAAGAUCCUUUUUCCAACAAAAGGUGAAGUGUAACUUUAUUAAUGAAGGGGACAAAUGCACAAAAUUCUUCCAUGCAACGGUAAAGAAGCAAAGUGUGUUGAAUGCCAUCCCUGUUUUGAUUACAUCCCAAGGAACAACUACUACUUCUCUGGAGGCUAUUGUUGAGGAAUUCAUUGGCUACUAUAAUCAGAUUUUUGGUAAUACAGUCCCUACUUCCCCGGUGGAUUGGAAUGUCUUUAAAGAGGGGCCCAUCAUCCAACACCAGGAUGCCAUUGACUUGGUCAGGAAUGUGGAUAGAGCUGAAGUCAGAGAAGCCCUUUUCAGCAUUGGUGAUGAUAAGGCCCCAGGACCUGAUGGUUAUACAGCUGCCUUCUUCAAGAAGAAAUGGGACAUUGUUGGUGAUACUGUGGGAAAUGUGGAUUCUGUCAAUGUGUUGGCUAAGGCUAUCAAUAUUUUCUCCCAAGUAUCUGGCUUGCAUGUUAACCCUCUCAAAUCUAAUAUCUUUCUGGCUGGAGAGAUAAAAGACAGAAAAGAGGAUAUCCUAGCUAUGGUGCCCUUCCCUCAGGGUAAACUGCCUGUUAGAUGCCUGGGACUCCCUCUGACCUCACAGAGAGCUUCUGAAAGAGACUUUGCCCCACUUGUGAACAAGGUGGAUGAACAUAUCAGAAAAUGGAACACCAAAACCCUGUCUGCUGCAGGAAGAUUGGAACUCAUCAGAUCUGUUAUCCAAGGUAUUGAAGGAUUCUGGUUCCAAGCUUUCCCUAUUCAUAAAUCUGUCUUGGAUAGAAUAACCUCCCUUUGUAGAACUUUCCUUUGGGGGAGUAAGUUCUGUAAGGUUGCUUGGGAGGAUAUCUGCAAGCCCAAGGAUGAAGGGGGGCUUGGUUUGAAUCAGCCCAUAAUCUGGAAUCAGGCAAUUUUGAGCAAGAACCUGUGGAAUAUUGCCUCUAACAAGGAAACCCUGUGGGUGCAAUGGGUUCAUUCUGUUUAUCUUGAUGGUAAUGACUUUUGGACUUGGAGUCCUGGGAAGAAGGACUCCCACUUUUUCAAGAAGCUGACUGAAAUCAGAGACAUGCUAAUACUCAAGGGUGAAAUGAGACCCUGGAUGAAGGCUAUUUGGAAAUCCUACAUCCCACCCAGAUAUUCAUUCUGUGCUUGGUUGAUCUUCCGUAAGAGAAUUCCUACCAAAACCAGCCUUCACUUCAUUGAUAUGGAGAAUAGAUUAUGUGAGCUCUGCCACAAGGAGGAGGAAACUGGUCAGCACCUCUUUUUCAGCUGUGAAACCUCCACACUCAUAUGGAAUGCUAUCAGAUCAUGGCUUGAGAUUGGCCCUACCCUGUCUACCCUGGAUAGAGCCCUUACUUGGUUAAGGAGACUGAGGAGCAACCAUUGCUCUAGGAGGAAGAUGAUAAGGCUGGCUAUUCUUAGCACAGCCUACCACAUUUGGAGAUUGAGGAAUGGUGUGUACUUUGACAACCAGGCCAUUAAUAUUGAUGGUAUUGUGUGCAAGAUCAAGGUUGGUGUGUCUUCCCUUUGGUGCUGGUUGGGUGGGUGGGGCCCCACUGGUUUUGUGGACUGGGUAGAGCACUAUCACCUUAUGCCUGAGCACUCCAUCCUAGCUCAUUUGUGUGAGACAGGUUUUGACUUGAUUUCAGCCUUGGAUACUUCACUGGCCCAUCUUCUAAUCUACUACCUAGAUAGCUGUACUUGGAUGUGUGAUGCUGUGAUGCUGUGUGCUUUGUCUUAUGCUUGCAUUGAGUGUCCGGUUGUCUUCUCCGUUCAUUUUCGCGGCGCUGGUGAUGGUGUAACUCCCGUUUGGUUUCAGAUUCUUCAUCUCCUUGGUCUGGCGAGCUUCUCCAUUGGUGGAAUCCCUGGUUUCCAUCAUCUCCCGAAGUCAACGCAAGCUAGGGUUGGAGAUUUACUGUUCAUCUUCUACGCACUCUUCUUCGAUGAAUUCCAGGUAAGUGUGGCUUGUCUCUCUUUGUCUCUUGCCAUGGGGAAGAAGCCUAAGAAGACGACGAAUACCCCUGCACAUUCUCCUCCUCCUGCUACGAGGAAGAAGAAGAAGAGUACCAAACUUGUUGUAGAUGAUGAAUUGGAUGUUGUGAACACUGUGGAUGCUGGGGAGGAAUCGUCUGAUGAGGAAAAGGGUGAACCUUCGGUUCAGUCCUCUUUUGAUACCUCAAUUGAUGAAGAGGAAGUUGCUAGGGCUCUCCAAAUCUCACUGGAGCAGAACCUGGAAGCCAUCCUAACUGAUGAUGUUGACAAUGUCACUGCCAAUGAACAACCUUUGAAUAAGGAAACACCUACUGAGAAUGUUUCUGAUACACCUCUGGAACAACCCACCUGCAAUGAGGAGAAAGAGAAGGAAAAAGAACCCCCUGAUGCUGGCAAGAGUAGAGAUAAACUGAAUGAAGAUAAAGUGGAUAAGCCGAUUGAUGGAAAGAAAUCUUUUGCCUCCUUUUUCAAGAAAAACAGGGCUGAAGAUAAAGGAAUGAAGCUUCACAAGGUAGUUGCUCCUAAAUGCUUUAUACCUGAAGAAGACAUGCUGACUGUGGAAGAAAUUUGGGGACCUUGUCUGGUGGGUUGCUUCACUGGCAGAUUCCCUGGGCUGUUAGCUAUUCAAAAACUGGUUGACAGUUGGGGAGUCAAGUGUAAGUUUCUGCCUCACCACCAAGGAUGGGUUGUCUUCAAAUUCCUUACCAAUGAAGAUAGGGAUUCUGCACUCUUACUUGCCAAGAAGGAAAUCAAUAAUAAGAAAUUGCUUAUUAACAUCCCUCCUGAUGACUUUAUGUGGGAUGUUAAGUCCUUUUCAACCAUGCCUGUUUGGGUUAAGCUUUGGAAUGUUCCCAUGAGGUUCUGGUCCUCAAAUGCUCUAUCUCACAUAGGGUCUCAACUGGGCACACCCAUGUACACGGAUGGCCUCACUCACACAGUGGCUUCCAAGUUGAGUGCUGAAGAUCAGGAAGAGAAUGAUGAGCUUAAAUAUCAGAAGCCCAACUACUGCAGAAUGUUGAUAAACAUGGACCUAUCCCUUACACCUCCCACUUCUGUUGAGGUGGAUUUUGUUGGGGGUAGCUAUGUUCAAAAGGUGGAGUAUGAGGACAUGCCACAAUACUGCUAUCACUGUAAGUGUUUUGGCCAUGACCCCUUUAACUGCUCAGUUCUUCAUGAUAUCAACAAGAGGAGAUUCCAUGAAGAACAAAAAGCAAAAGAAAGGGCUAGGGUUGAAACCCUCAAAACCAUAAUGCUUACAGAAGCACAAGCAACAACUAGAAAGCAACACCAACCACAAAAGGGAAAGAAUAAUGGGAGAGAUGAUGUGAACAACACUUUGGAAAACAAAGGGAAGGGAAAGGAUACCUCUGAUGGUGUGGCCCAAAACCCAAAUGAUCCUGGCCCAUCCUUCACUACCCACACUGAGGGUGAUGGCUUCACACAAGUAGGAGGUGGCAAGGGCAAACUUACCACACACCCUAUCAGGGAUGGAAAACUGAAAACUGGAUACAACAAAGGGGGAGGCCAGACUGGAGGAUACCGAGAUGCUAAUUCUACUGGGUUGGAUUUCACUUGGAAUAAAGGUGAUAAGUGGGCUAAGUUAGACAGGGUACUUGUGAACUAUGAUUGGGAUAAGUUGGAUUGGGAAUGCUGGGCUGAAUUCAGAGAUAUGGAGAUAGUGUCUGAUCACUGCCCUGUUUUGUUGAAACUACUACCUACCCAUACCCAUGGAACCAAAUCCUUUAAAUUCUACAAUAUGUGGACCAACCAUGAUGAUUUUGAUAGAGUGGUCAGACAGAUUUGGGACCAGAGAAUUGUUGGAACUAGGCAGUACAGACUUUGCACUAAGCUCAAGAAACUCAAGUACCCUUUGAAGCAGCUGAAUAGACAUGAGUUUGGACAUAUAUCUCAGAAAGCUGAGGAUGCCAGGAAGAUGUACAGCACCCACAUGAAGAUGCUUAUUCUGGACCCCAGCAAUCCAGCUUUGAUCAAAGAAAGUGAUAUCCUGAGGAAGAAGGCUAACUUUUACUUGGAUGCAGAGAGAUCCUUCUUCCAGCAGAAAACCAAGCGUGACUUGGUCACUGAAGGGGAUAAAUGCACCAAAUUUUUUCAUAAUCUCAUGAAGAAGAGGAAUACUAAUAAUGCCAUUCCCUUCCUUAUCCUUGAGGAUGACAGAGUGACCACUUGUCAGGAGGAAAUUGCAAGUGAAUUCAUCCAGUACUUCACUCAGCUUUUUGGAAGAACUGUCCCUACUCAAGGUGUUGACUGGGAUGUAUAUCAAGAAGGCCCCACAAUUUCACAAUCUGAUUGUACAAGCUUGACAAAGAAGGUUGAUAUUGCUGAGGUUCUUGCUGAAGCCCUCAAACACUUUGCAGCAGUCUCUGGAUUGCAUGUCAAUGAACAUAAAUCCAAUAUCUACCUGGUGGGUAAGAUUAAGGAUAACAAACAGGACAUCCUUAACCUUGUUAACUUUUUAGAAGGCCAUCUACCUGUGAAGUAUUUGGGUUUGCCUCUUACCUCUCAAAGGGCUUCUGAGAGAGAUUUUGCUCCUCUUGUUGAAAUGAUUGAUGAUAAUAUUAAAAGGUGGAACACUAAGACCCUGUCCAUGGCAGGAAGAGCUGAACUCAUCAGAACUGUGAUCCAAGGUAUUGAAGGCUUCUGGCAACAAGCCUUUCCCAUUCACAAGAUUGUGCUCAACAGAAUCACCACACUAUGUAGGUCCUUCCUUUGGGGCAGCAAAUUCUUCAAGGUGGCAUGGGAUGAUAUUUGCAAGCCUAAGGAGGAAGGGGGCCUUGGUUUGAGAAAUUCUGGUUACUGGAAUCAAGCUCUUAUGGCCAAAACUCUGUGGAACAUUGCAUCUAGAAAGGAGACCCUUUGGGUGCAAUGGGUCCAUGCAGUCUACUUGCAGGAGAGGGACAUCUGGACCUGGAUCCCUAAAAAAGAGGACUCACACUUUUUCAAAAAGCUGGCUGAAAUCAGAGAUAUCCUCCUCUUAAAAAUUGGGCCAGACAUCACACAUCAGAAUGGUAUGGACAUGAUCAUGGUUGAUGGGAGUGUUUGUACCUCUAAGGUUUAUGACCUCAUCAGAACUCAUGGAUCAAAGAAGGCUUCCAUGAGGGUCAUCUGGCAGAGUUACAUUCCUCCCAGAUUCUCCUUCACUACUUGGCUUGCUUUAAGGAAGAGAUUGCCUACCAAAGUCAUGCUUAGCUUCAUACAUAUGGACAGCAGACAGUGUAGCCUCUGUGGUGAGGAGUUGGAAACAACUAAUCAUUUGUUCUUUGCUUGUGUGGUCUCAAAUGACAUAUGGAAAGGAAUAAGGGAUUGGCUGAAUAUUCCCAAUGAACUGUCAACUAUUGAAAGAGCCAUUAAAUGGCUUUUGAGAAGGCAUGGAGUUCAUGGAAACAGAAGGAGCAUGUGGAGAUUGGCUACUUUGAGUACCAUCCACCACAUUUGGAAGAUGAGAAACCAAAUCUAUUUUGACAAUCAAGGGAUCAACUAUCUUGCUGUGAUUAGGAAGAUCAAAGUGGGAGUGUAUAAAAUCAUGUACAGAUUGUACCCUCACUCCACUUUUGCACUGGCUGAAGAUAAGGGAAUGAAGCUUCACAAGGUCGUUGCUCCUAAAUGCUUCAUACCUGAAGAAGACAUGCUGACUGUGGAAGAAAUUUGGGGACCUUGCCUGGUGGGUUGCUUCACUGGUAGAUUCCCUGGGCUGGUAGCCAUCCAAAAACUGGUUGAUAGUUGGGGAGUCAAGUGCAAGUUCCUGCCUCAUCACCAAGGAUGGGUUGUCUUCAAAUUCCUUACUAAUGAGGAUAGGGAUUCUGCUCUCUUACAUGCCAAGAAGGAACUCAAUAAUAAGAAAUUGCUCAUUAACAUCCCUCCUGAUGACUUUAUGUGGGAUGUUAUGUCCUUUUCAACCAUGCCUGUUUGGGUUAAACUGUGGAAUGUUCCCAUGAGGUUCUGGUCCUCAAAUGCCCUAUCACACAUAGGGUCUCAACUUGGCACUCCCCUGUACACUGAUGGCCUCACUCACACAGUGGCUUCCAAGUUGAGUGCUGAGGAUCAGGAAGAGAAUGAUGAGCUUAAGUAUCAGAAGCCCAAUUACUGCAGAAUGUUGAUAAACAUGGACCUAUCCCUUACACCUCCCACUUCUGAACUCCACCUAAAACAACCCCCAUCGAUACAAAAGGGGAAGGAAAAUGGGAAAGAUGAAGUGAACAACACUGCUGAAAACAAAGGAAAAGGAAAAGAUAGCUCAAGUGGUGUGGCCCAAAACCCAAAUGAUCCUGGCCCAUCCUUCACUGCCCAUAUUGAGGAUGAUGGCUUCACACAAGUAGGAGGGGGCAAGGGCAAACUUACAACACACCCUAUCAGGGAUGGAAAGCAGAAAACUGGAUACAACAAAGGGGGAGGUCAGACUGGAGGAUACAGAGGUGAUCUCAGUAGCCCUUGGGUUGUCAUGGGGGAUUUCAAUGCAGUUAUCAGCUCCACUAUAAGAGUGAACUGCCAAACCCAGAGUGCCUACUACAUGACAGAUCUCAGGCAGUUCAGAAUCAACAAUGCCCUUAAUGAUGCUAACUCAUCAGGGCUGGAAUUUACUUGGAACAAAGGUGAAAAAUGGGCCAAACUUGACAGAGUUCUGAUCAAUGAUGAAUGGGAAAAUCUGCAAUGGGAUUGCUGGGCUGAAUUUAGAGACAUGGAGGCAAUCUCUGACCACUGCCCAGUGUUGCUGAAACUUAUGAAUAUCCAAAACCAGAGCACCAGGCCUUUUAAGUUUUACAACAUGUGGCUCAAGCAUGAUAAUUUUGAUAUGGUGGUGAGGGAGAAUUGGAACCAAUGGGUCAAUGGAACAAGGCAGUACAGAUUAUGUGUCAAACUCAAAAAACUGAAACAACCUUUGAGGCUUCUAAAUAAACAACAUUUUGGCCAUAUUUCUCAAAGAGCUGAAUCUGCCAGAAAGGAGUACAACCAUCUCAUGCAGGAGCUAAUCCUGGAACCUGACAACCCUUCCCUUUUGUCCAAAAGUGUUGAACUCAGAAACAAAGCCAGUUUCUUCAUGGAUGCUGAAAGAUCUUUCUUCCAACAGAAGACUAAGUGUGAACUGCUCUUUGAGGGGGACAAAUGCACCAAAUUUUUCCAUGCCCUGAUGAGGAAAAAGAAUCAUAGUAGUGCCAUCCCCUUCAUUCUUACAAAUGAUCAGAGAAUCACCUCCAGUUUGGAGGAGGUUGAAAAGGAAUUUAUUGAGUACUUUACCAAUCUCUUUGGAACCACUGUCCCCAUUGAACCUGUUGAAUCGAAUGUUUUUGAAGAGGGCCCUCUCAUCCCCAACCAUGCAGCUAACAACCUCAUCAGAAAGGUGACUAUUGAAGAGGUCCUUGCUGAUGCCUUGAAGCAUUUUUCCUCUGUCUCAGGCCUCCAUGUCAAUGCACAUAAAUCAAACAUUUAUUUGGCAGGACAAAUCAAAGGGAAUAAGCAGCAUAUCCUCAACUUGGUGAAUUUCCCUGAAGGACUUUUACCAGUUAAAUACCUGGGACUGCCACUCACUUCACAAAGGGCAUCAGAGAGGGACUUUGCACCAUUGAUUGAAACUGUUGAUGAUAAUAUAAGAAGAUGGAACAGAAAGACUUUGACCUUUGCUGGAAGAGCUGAACUUAUUAGGAGUGUUAUCCAAGGGAUAGAAGGUUUUUGGCUUCAAGCUUUCCCCAUCCAUAAAUCUGUCCUUAACAGGAUAACCUCCAUCUGCAGAACCUUCCUUUGGGGAAACAAAUUCUACAAAGUGGCUUGGGAUGAUAUUUGCAAACCAAAAGAGGAAGGGGGACUUGGACUUAGGAACUCAGAAGUUUGGAAUCAAGCACUUAUGGCUAAAAAUCUGCGGAACAUUGCUUCAAGAAAAGAAACCCUCUGGGUUCAGUGGGUUCACAGUGUCUACCUUCAGGACAGAGAUGUUUGGGCCUGGAUCCCUAAACAUGGGGAUUCACACUUCUUCAAAAAGCUUGCAGAAGUGAGAAACAAUCUAGCCCAGAAGCUUGGUACUGAUCAGAAUCAAGAAGUGGAUUGGGAUGAACUCCUUGUAGAUGGAAAAUUCUGCACAGCAAAGGUGUAUGAUUUACUGAGAGUCCAUUUGCCUCCUAAACCCUGCAUGAAAAUGAUUUGGCAAAGCUACAUUCCACCCAGAUUCUCUGUUACAACCUGGCUUGCCAUCAGAAGAAGGUUAUCAACCAAGGUGAAUCUGGGAUUUAUCCCCAUGGAGAAUAGGAAUUGUAGCCUCUGUGGACAAGAGCUUGAGACCACUGAUCACCUUUUCUUUGCUUGCACUGCUUCCCAUCAGAUUUGGAAGAAUGUGAAAGAUUGGCUUAAAAUUCCUUAUGCACUCUAAACUAUUGAAAGAGUCAUCAAAUGGCUCCUUGGAAGGCAUAGAGUGCAUGGCAACCUGAGAAACAUCUGGAGAUUAGCAGCAAUGAGCACCAUACAUCAUAUUUGGAAGUUGAGAAAUGCUGUAUAUUUUGAGGGUAAGAGUGUGGACUGUGAUGCAACUACUUGGAAAAUUAAGGUGGGGGUCUAUA